ACGAGUGUUACUGAUGACUUUGAAAAGGAAAAAGUGGAAUUGGGAAAACCCUUGCUGAACUGGGGCAAUCCCAGAAUUGCUACUCAUUUUCUGAGCAGCUGCUGGUAUGUCAGAGGCUUGGAAUUGGCAUGGUAAAUCUAAAACUGUCUCAGCACUGGUGAGCUGACCUCAUCCAAGUUCCAAUUCCUACUCUGCCUGAUCCCUUUUUCCUGAGCCUCAGAGCUAAAAUGUUCCUGUGCUCUCCUUUCCUAUUGGUUGGUGAGACAGAUUGAAGUUCCCUUGCCCAUGUUAGGAGGUGUACGCCUCCUGAGCUAAAGAUAGAAACAGCUGGCCCUUCCAGGCAGCUAAAAGCCUCCAGACUAAGAGGUGUUCCCCCACUCGGCGGCUAGACUCCUUGACAUAUCCUUUCAAUACCAACGCCUCCAUGUCUCUAUUUUGCCAUAACAAAGGCUGUGGGCAGCAUUUUGACCCUAAUACCAACUUUCCUGAUUCCUGUUGCCAUCACCCUGGAGUCCCAAUCUUCCAUGAUGCACUAAAGGGUUGGUCCUGCUGCCGGAAGCGAACUGUAGAUUUUUCUGAGUUCUUAAAUAUCAAGGGCUGUACUGUGGGACCACACUCUGCUGAGAAACUCCCAGAGGGCCCGCAACUGGAUGGCCCUGCCACAAGCAGUUCACUUCAAGAGCAAAAACCUCUGAAUAUGUUUCCAAAGUCAGCAGAGACCUUGCGCCAGGAGAGGCCCAAGUCAGAAUUACCUCCAAAACUGCUGCCACUAAAUAUAUCCCAAGCCCUGGAAAUGGCAUUGGAACAGAAGGAACUAGACCAGGAACCUGGAGCAGGACUUGAUAGUAUGAUUCGGACUAGGUCCAGUUGCCAGAACCCAGGAUGUGAUGCUGUUUACCAAGGCCUUGAGAGUGAUGCUACUCCUUGUACCUACCACCCAGGAGCUCCUCGAUUCCAUGAGGGGAUGAAAUCUUGGAGCUGUUGUGGCAUCCAAACCCUGGAUUUUGGGGCAUUCUUGACGCAACCAGGAUGCAGAGUUGGUAGACAUGACUGGGGGAAGCAGCUGCCAGCUUCUUGCCGUCAAGAUUGGCACCAGACAGACUCCUUAGUUGUGGUAACUGUGUAUGGCCAGAUUCCACUUCCCGCAUUCAACUGGGUGAAAGCCAGUCAAACUGAGCUUCAUGUCCACAUUGUCUUUGAUGGUAACCGUGUAUUUCAAGCACAGAUGAAGCUGUGGGGGGUCAUAAACGUGGAGCAGAGCUCUGUCUCCCUGAUGCCAUCUCGGGUUGAAAUCUCCCUGGUCAAGGCUGACCCAGGGUCCUGGGCCCAGCUGGAGCACCCCAGUGCAGUAGCUGAUAAGGCAGGGGUUGGGUUAGAUGAGGUAGAAUCAGAUGAUUCAGACGAUGAUCUGAGCUGGACAGAGGAGGAGGAAGAGGGGGAGGCAAUGGGGGAAUAGUGCAACAGUUAGCUAGGUGUCCAGCUAGGAUCUCACUGACUCAUUUAAAAUCCCAGAGACCAGGAUGUGGUUUGAAACGGGGUGUCCUGGAGGUUAAAGCGAGGGGAGAACAAAGGUGUUCCAAUCGUGCUAUUCUUUCCCUUAAAUAAACCUUGUAUUCUACAGUU
Messenger RNA from Sorex fumeus (smoky shrew), 1623 nucleotides. It is a transcript of the gene ITGB1BP2, whose product is annotated as integrin subunit beta 1 binding protein 2. Lineage: Eukaryota; Metazoa; Chordata; Mammalia; Eulipotyphla; Soricidae. The record is from RefSeq and is a predicted model, not a curated record. Bases 425 to 1456 code for a protein of 343 amino acids. The transcript has 11 exons.